UUUCAAUUCGAUUGAUAUAUCUACAACAUAAAUUUAUAUUAUCUUUUCGAAUAUAUUACGAUUAAGAAAUAUGCGUUUAUCCGGCGCCAAUUGCUGUCCGAUGAAUCACAUCGAUAUCAUAAAUUCUGGCAUUUAUAGGAGAAAGUGGGAAACUCGAAAGCGAAACGGUCGACAGUUUUUGUGGUCGAAAAGAACGGCUGGUCGUGUCGACAAUUUGUUCCUGGAUGAACAUGUCAUCAUCGGCCCGUGACGUUUUGUAAUGAACAUUCCAGUCUAAUCUGGCCUGUAAAGAAUAUGCAUAAUUUACGUUAUAACACCAAAUACUAUCUCUUAAUUAACUAUCUUCUUUUCUUUCUCUUUCAAUAAGAUAUAUCUGCAUUUUAUACAAUUUUUUUUGUACCUGCUUCAUCCUGCGCUUUGAGAAAUAUUUGUGUACUUUUAAAAAAUAAAAUAUGCAUAUUUUCUCUCCGAAAAGUGUCACUAUGUAUGUAGAUAAUUAAAUUAUGUGAACGAGUCGAACUAAUGCCCAACAAAUCGAAUUAACCGACGACUUAAUACAAUUACUGGGGCAGUAGGGUAGAUGAUCAUGAGGCUUCUUCUGUGUUGUGGAAAAUCGUAUUUUGCCAGUUUUCGCAUGUCAGUGGUGUAGUUUAGUUUCCUUUUGCUUCUACGUACGUUGGUCGAAAAUCGCGUCGCAUACACAAAUCGGUAAAAAUGGGCAAAGAGGAUGCAGAAACUAUAGCUCUGAAGAAAGAGUUGGAGGCUCUCAUUGACAAGUGCAAGGAAGAGCAAAAAAAGCAGCAGGACGCGACAUUAGAACAAGCAUGUAAUGGAGUAGCAGAUGCUCCGAGAGUUAAACUGUCGACUAAGAAGUUGCUGAAGGGACAUAUCAAUAAAGUUAACUCGGUGCACUACAGUGGCGAUAAUCGGCACUGCGUGACCGGUUCGUUGGAUGGAAAGUUGAUCAUCUGGGAUUCAUGGAGUGGAAAUAAGGUGCAGGUCAUCCCAUUACGUUCAGCCUGGGUGAUGUCGGUGGCUUUCGCGCAAUCCGGCAACUUUGUCGCGUGUGGCGGUAUGGAUAACAUGUGCACUGUCUACGAUGUGAACAAUCGGGACGCUACGGGAUCCGCCAAGAUCGUGAGGGAGUUGCUGGGUUACGAGGGAUUCCUGUCGUCUUGCAGAUUCCUGGACGAUAAGAAGCUCAUUACCGGAUCCGGCGACAUGAAAAUAUGCAUAUGGGAUCUCGAAGCCAACAAGAAGACAACGGAUUUCGAGGCGCAUGCGGGCGACGUGGUGAGCAUCAGCUUGUCUCCCGAUGGCAACACUUAUGUCACCGGCUCGGUCGACAAAACUUGUAAACUGUGGGAUCUACGAGAGGAGAAAGCCAAGCAGACGUUCUUCGGUCAUGAGGCCGACGUCAAUUCCGUCUGCUAUCAUCCUUCCGGCCAAGGUUUCGUAACAGCGUCCGAGGACAAGACGGCGAGACUGUGGGACUUCAGAUCCGAUCAGCAGUUAGCCACUUUCAAGCCGCCGAGCUCGAAUCCCGGAUUUACGUCGUGCGGCUUGUCUCUAAGCGGCAGGUUCAUAUUUUGCGGCAGCGACGACAAUUCUAUUCACAUAUGGGAUACAUUGAAGAACCAACACAAUGGUGUUUUGUCGGGCCACGAGAACAGAGUGACGUCGCUGAGCGUCGCUGGCAACGGGAUGGCGGUGGCAAGUUGCUCUUGGGAUCAGUACGUUCGAAUUUGGGUGUGAAACGUAGCAUGCGAUUUACGUGACUACACGUAGAAGUGAUCGACGAGAAGACAUCGGACGAAGUAUAUUAGCAAAAAUAUAUUGAUGCUAAAAGCCGAUCGAUUCUUGCACGACACCUGCACAGCGACCCUUGUUCAAUUAUUAAGCUCUUAUUGCCAUAAGCUGCUGCAUUUAGUUUACAAUCAAGUCAUAAUCAAUAUCUCGAUCAACGUUAAACUGCGUUUGCAACCUUCAGCCAUCAUUAAACUCUAAGUGUUACAAAAUGUAUAUACAUUUCUUCGUCGAGAUAUUGAUUCUGGGUCCAAUAUACAUGAAAUAAAUUUCCAUUUCAUGAACAAUUGUAUAUUAAUAUUAUUUUUUCUUGUCAGCAGUGUAGCUUACGAACGUAUAAUUGUGCGUGAGCGAUAUCGAAUAAAUUCUAAAAUAAAUUUUCUUGCCGUAAAAAUGGAGAUAUAUCUAAUUAAUUCGUAAGCCACACGUUUGGUUGUGGCAAUGCGAGAUGCACCUGCAUUGUUUAUUUCUACAACAUGGACAUAUUACACGGUUCGUUUUUCUUUUCUAUCGAUGCUGCAGAAGAGUGCGUUAAAAAAAUCGUAUCGCGCGUGUGUUUUGAGAUUUACUUACUAAUGCAAUACAAUUAGGGAUUUGGUAUAUCGAUUAGGCGUGAAGCAUGGGCGUCAAAAAUACUUGUGUUCUCUUCGGCGAUUCUAAUCGUCACCAGCGUAAUAUCAUAUACGUACUUCAUUUACGCUAUUUGAUCUCGUGAGCAUCAACCUAGGCCAGUCUAGCGACAAAUAUAUGGGACGCGCGUGUUAAAACAUUUAAAACUUAAGGUAAGGUCUUUUAUGGUGCAUCACAAAAUUUCCAGCUAUCGUUAGCUAUCCGUGGCGAAUCUCUUCCUAGUUGAAGCUCGAGGAUUCUACAUAUUAAGUAUAUUCUAUGUAUAAAUAAACGAGAACGUAAACUCUAUUACAAUUAUAUCUGUACUGUACACAAUAAACGUUGAAAAGAGAUGA
Messenger RNA from Nylanderia fulva, 2771 nucleotides. RefSeq names its product guanine nucleotide-binding protein subunit beta-2 (gene Gbeta76C). Lineage: Eukaryota; Metazoa; Arthropoda; Insecta; Hymenoptera; Formicidae. The record is from RefSeq and is a predicted model, not a curated record. Gene Ontology annotation, molecular function: protein binding. Gene Ontology annotation, biological process: signal transduction.